AUGCGGUACGACGAAAAGGGUCAACUAAUUGAUGAUCCUUGUAAUAAUAGUCCUGACGCUGAAUUAGCACGAUUCUUAACAAAAAGCUAUCAUCGAAUUGGAUUCCAUUUACCAGAAAUGUUGCGAUUAAAAGAACUUGCUGAAAUUAGUAUGCUCGUACGAUUCAUUCAUUCGGUCUAUCAGAAUAUUGUCGAAUAUAUCAACGAUACGAAAGAUAUACGUCGAGCAUUAAAAUUAUUAAGCGAUCAAAUUGGUGACUAUCCCGAAAAUACUGAUCUAAAUAUUCGAAAAUAUUAUGAAAAUUUCUUAUCAGAACAUUCAAUAUCGAAAAAAAAAUUAACAUCAGAAGAAGACAAAGAAAUCAGACAGAAUAUAUACAAAAAAUUGGCCGAAGACGAUGUUCGAAUUUUAGAUCAAUGUACAGAAGCGAUAUAUGAAUGGUGUCGUUCGAAAUUUUCAGACACAUUGUUAAGACCAGAAGUGAAACAUUGGUUGCUAACAGGAUACAAGUCACAUCGUAUACCAAGAAAUGAUACACAACUUGUUCAUCGUAUCGGUGAAGUCGCUAAACAGUAUAAACAAGAAAAAUAUUCGAAAAUCAUGGAGAAUAUAGCUCGUUUAAGUAUUGAUCUUGAACAACGUAAAUCGAGACUAAGUCAUUUAGAUAAUAUCCAUGAUGAAUGUUCAUGGGUGCCGGCAGUGUUUGGUCGUUAUGAAAACAGUUCAGUCCGCAUCUAUGACGGAGUUUCACUUUCACUUUCAAAUCCGAAAAAAGUCUCAUUAUCAGCAAUAGAUGGAAAAAGAAAUAUUGAUGCGAUUCCUAUUCAACAAGUGUUCGACACAAGAAAAUAUCCAAAACAAAUGAAAAACAGAAGAAAAGAAGAGAAAAAAAAAGGCGAAGGCAAAUCAAAUAUUGUCAAAAACAGAAAAGUUCGUAAAAUCCAUCCGAAUACAGAUAAAACAGAAGUAAAAGCAUAUCUACACUUUGUACGUUGUGAAAAUCGUAAAGAUGCAAAAGAACGAGCAAGACGUGCCGGCUAUGGAACGCCGAUACACCAUACGGGCAAACCUGGUGAAUAUCCACAUUUUCAUCCACAAGAAAAGAUGGUGUACAUUUCUACUAUGGAAAAAGAAAUAAGGACUAUGAGAGAAAAUGAACUUAACCAAAUUGAACAUAGUUUUGCUGUAACUAUCUUGUGA
Molecule: messenger RNA, 1200 nt
Organism: Didymodactylos carnosus
Lineage: Eukaryota; Metazoa; Rotifera; Eurotatoria; Philodinida; Philodinidae
Source: the annotation of a GenBank genome assembly